AUGGUAACAGAAACAUCCACAAGCUGCGAAGUCACAACGGGUUCAAGUUCAUGCAGAGAUGAAGGGCGCAGCUACGUGACCAAACCCAUCGCAUUAAAGUCUUUUCGCACAGGAACAGGCUUCGAAUCCAACGUCUUGGUCGAGCGUGAUUUGUCAGCGCGCACACCUACCCCUGAAGCGGGGGACAACCAGCGAAUAUCAGCUCGAUCCGGUGGCUUACAUGAUGAUGAGCUGGAUUCUCUGAGUGCGGUUGAGGUUAAUGGUGAUGACGCUGUGGUUUACGACAAGGGAUGGAAGGCAUACGCAAGCGUCAUUGGGUCAUUUUUGGGGCUCGUGGCGACGUUUGGCUCGUUGAAUUCCGUGGGGGCACUCCAGGCGUAUAUCCUGGUUCACCAAUUGGAGCUGGUCUCUGAAAGCACCGUGUCGUGGAUCUUUUCCAUGUUUUUGGCUUUUUCAUUCAUGCUUUGUUUAGUCACGGGACCGUUGUUUGAUUCAAAGGGUUCGUUUUACCCCUUGAUCUUUGGCGGGAUUUUUGUAUUUGGAGGGCUCAUGGGAGUCGCUUACAGUCUGGUGGUCUACCAAUUCAUCUUGUCGUUGGGGAUAUGCGUUAGUAUCGGGAACGCAUUGUGCAUAUCGCCGUUGAUUGGUGUAUUGAGUCACCAUUUCAAAGAUCGCAUUGGCACCAUGGUUGGGAUUGCCACGGUGGGCGGAUCAGUUGGAGGAAUGGUGUUCCCAGUGAUGUUAAAGUCCUUAUAUCUGAAAGUGGGCUUCUCGAGGGCAAUUAUGAGCUUGGCCUUUGUCAACCUCGCGUGUAUUGGGUGCGCGGUGCUCUUGUGCAGAGAUCGAGCAGAAGUAAGAACAAGCGGCAGUGGUCAUGAUAACGACGAUGAGGAGAAAGAUAGUCCCAAGCACAUGAGCUGGAGCCAGAUCCGUGACUCGUUCGAGUUUAGGUCUCUCCGGGACUUGAAGUACACGUUCUUGAUAGCGGGGAAUUUCGCGACAGAGUUGUCCUUGCUUUCGAUGCUCACUUAUCUUGCCACUUAUGCCGUUGCUAAGGGCAUGUCAGAGUCAGAUGCCUACACUCUUCUUACGGUGUUUAAUGCGACUGGAAUAAUUGGAAGGCUCUUACCGGGGUUUUUGGCGGACAAGUUGGGGAGAUACAAUGUCAUGUGCUGUAUGUUGACGGGAAAUUUUUUGUCAAUGUUUCUUCUCUGGUUGCCCUUUGGAUACGACAGACGCGUCUUGUUUGCCUUUGCUGCAUUGUGCGGGAUGUUUUCCAGUUCCAUCUUGACGCUCACCCCCGUUUGUCUUCGUCAGAUUAGUCCCGCCCGUAAAUUUGGCGCAAGGUACGGGUUGCUCUACUUGUUUUGCUCCUUGGGGCUUUUGGUGGGGCUUCCAGCAAGCUCGGCUAUCAUUGGCACUGGAACAAGUGAAAAGUAUGACAGAUUUGCCAUCUUCUGUAGUGUGUUUGCCGUGGCGGGAACAAUCUUCUGGUUCAUAAGCAGGUAUUUCGUAGUGGGUCUCCGCUGGAACGUCAAGGUUUAG
Messenger RNA from Lodderomyces beijingensis, 1545 nucleotides. The record is from the annotation of a GenBank genome assembly. Lineage: Eukaryota; Fungi; Ascomycota; Pichiomycetes; Serinales; Debaryomycetaceae.